Messenger RNA from Crotalus tigris (Tiger rattlesnake), 3791 nucleotides. RefSeq lists its product as uncharacterized. Bases 1374 to 2993 code for a protein of 539 amino acids. Gene Ontology annotation, molecular function: zinc ion binding; ubiquitin protein ligase activity; MHC protein binding. The record is from RefSeq and is a predicted model, not a curated record. NCBI's taxonomy places the organism in Eukaryota, Metazoa, Chordata, Lepidosauria, Squamata, Viperidae. Gene Ontology annotation, biological process: immune response; antigen processing and presentation of peptide antigen via MHC class II; protein polyubiquitination. The transcript is spliced from 7 exons. Gene Ontology annotation, cellular component: cytoplasm; lysosome; late endosome membrane.
GAAGGGAAUUAUUGGGAGGAGCUGCGGGAAGGCGUUUGUGGACGAAGAAAGUAGCGAUGUUCUCUCUCCCACCCCUCCCCCGGUGCUAAAAAGAGUAGUGGAAGGAAUUUGGGUGUACCCGGGAAAUAGCAUUAUCGGCGGGAUCUAGGCGGAUCUUUGGAAGGAGUCUGUCUUUUAAACCGCUCUGUAGUGCCCUUACUGGAACGGAGGUUUGUUUCUCCAGGAAAGCUAACUAGUAUUAGAAAGCACAGGGAGCGGUAGCUUCUGUUCCUUUCACAGCGAAGAACCGGAAAACGUUUCUUCCAAGAUUUGGAAUCACAGUAGAAAAAUAACUAAAUUUUGAAUUUUUCGACAUAUGGUAAACGCCAAGAGAAAUACAAACAGGUUAAAUGGAUUUUCGGUCUGGCCAACAAAAUCCAAUGUUAUGUAUACUAACUAAAAGCAUUAAUAUAUAUCCAUUAUGUGUGCACAAGAUAGAGAUCUUAGCAGGACCGUUAUUUUGUUCUUGGAACCCAUCCUUGCAUCUCCAGAGUUAUUCUUUGCAUGUUUGGGAAUCAUUAUUUUAGCUUGAGUAUUAUUUUUGUAUUUCUAACAUCAGUGGUUCAUGUCCCACUGGAUGUUAUUGGAUCUGAAGUGGUUGUUACUAAACCAGAUAUUUAUUUUGUGAUGCACUCUCAGAUAUACUGGUAGUACUACUAGGUUUAACAGUGGUUUUAGUCCCAGGGCUAACAUUCUUCUUUUCACGCCAAUCCCAGUAUUGUAAGCAAAAUAUGUCAUGAUCUUGUUAAGCAGAUUUUCUUUAAAUUAGCAUGAGAAAUAAUAAUUUUCAAUGGCAGAAUUCUAAAAUGCUAUCUGAACAUAAAAUUAGUAAACAAAUGCAAAACAUCAGCUUAAGAACCUUUAAACUUGAGGGCUAUCUAUUAUGGAUGCCUACUGCUUGUAAAGAGAAUUAUCCCAUCUCCUUUCUGAGGUGAAGUAGAUUCAGUCUUCUAAUACAUAUAUGUUGAAAGGAAAAAAUGACCAGUGAAAGAUUGAAGAGGCCCAUCUUCUUUCAUCUCCCUUACCUGUAUAUACCAAAUGUUUGUGAUGACCUAUAAACAAUUGCUGAGGAGUAUAAAUGGGAUGUGCUGUUGCAUUUGUUGACAUCUGGCUCACAGGUUGGAAAAAAACUUCCAAUUCUAAAUAUAUUUCUUGAUAGAUCAGAAAAUUGGGGACCUGAUUUCACUGUUCUUUAUCUGCAUUGAAAAUUCCCUAAAGGGCUCCAUUGCUACCAAGUUAUAUAUAAAAGGUGUAUGGCCUGGCAAAGAUAGAUAAUGAACCUCAUAUCAGGAAUUUUACGCAUAUAGGAGAUCCAAUCUUAUAUUUAUGGUGUAAUGAAUAUACCAUUGCACCAAAACUCUGUAAUUCCAGCCCAAGAUGUUACUUUUUCCAGAGUUUCUAAGAAGAAAGACAAGAGGAAAGAACAGCAUUCUAAUUCAACCUCUUUUCCUGCUCUUUGUGGCUUUUCUCAGGCAUCUGCUAUACCAACCAAUCAGGACAUUUGCAGUUCCAGUGCAGUGUGUUCUGAAUGUUGUCAUCCCAGUCCAGUGCAAUCUGCUGUUAUCUUGAAAAAUCUUGUCUGCCAGAAUGCUCUGACUCCAGGGGCCACUGUGACAGUAACCUGUCAGAAUACGGUGCAGAUUUCCAAGGCCAACUCCCAUGGGCAUGAACUUGUCUAUGCUCUCAGGUCUAAGAAUGAAAAAUCCAGCCAUGCUCUGAAAUUCUCCAAGUCUCUCAGUGAUAUGGAUCAGAAGGCUCAGAGUACAAUUGACAGAUUUAGCUACGCGGAACGAACAUGUUCAGAAGGCAGACUUACCCAAAUGCAAGAGCAGUGUUUAAGACUUAACGUAUGUCCUAAGGAGAAGAAAUCAUUCAGCUUCAGGCCCUUCACUGUUAGCAAUUCCAGACUUUCAUAUUUCUGGUCACUCUCGACUAAUUACUCAAGCACUUCUCUGGCCACUGAUACUCAUAGUGCUGUACGUAUUCCUCUCCUGGAGGAUAAGUAUGGCAAUGAAAUCUCCCAGAGUAAAGAUUUGUUGCAGUACCUUUUCUCCUUCUCUCACAGUUCCAGGUCAAGCAGUCAUGAACUGGAUAACAAGUCAACCUGUCUCCGGCCAGAGAAAUCAUCCAGUGGUAUGGCAGAGAGCACAGGUUUUUGUUCAGAUGACAUGGGAGAUGAUGAUGUCUUUGAGGACAAUUCUGUGAGGCUGAAAAUUACAGCACUGCGGGCACCACUCUGCUCAGCUGAAAAGGAUAGUGAUCUAGACUGCCCUUCCCAAUUGUCAGAAAAUUUCCCUCCACUUUCCCCUGUGUCUAUAUCUGGAGAUGUCUGCAGGAUAUGCCAUUGUGAAGGAGAUGAUGAGAGCCCAUUAAUUACUCCCUGUCAUUGCACAGGAAGCCUUAAUUUUGUCCAUCAAGCUUGUCUGCAGCAGUGGAUCAAGAGCUCAGACGCCCGUUGCUGUGAACUCUGCAAAUAUGAAUUCAUCAUGGAGACGAAAUUGAAACCUUUAAGAAAAUGGGAGAAGCUGCAGAUGACAGGCAGUGAGCAAAGAAAGAUCAUGUGCUCUGUAACUUUCCAUAUCAUUGCUAUCACUUGUGUGGUGUGGUCACUGUAUGUCCUCAUAGACCGGACUGCUGAAGAAAUUAAACAUGGGGAACCCACGGGUAUUCUAGAAUGGCCAUUUUGGACUAAACUAGUAGUUGUAGCUAUUGGUUUCACCGGUGGAAUUCUUUUCAUGUAUGUUCAAUGCAAAGUUUAUGUACAGCUGUGGAAAAGACUUAAAGCUUAUAAUCGUGUGAUAUAUGUACAGAACUACCCAGAUAAAAGCAAAAAGAGCAGAUUAGAAAAACCAGAUACCGAAUAUUCAAGUAUCCUUAGAAGCCAUCAUACAGAGACUACCAGCUCAAAUUGCACAGAAACUGAAAAUGUGAAUGUUAACAUUCUUCAUAUUUGACAUGUUUUUUUUUGAAGAUUUGGAUCGGCAUUAUUUACUAUUUUCAGAUAUUUAAUCUCAGUUAAAACUGAGUUGGUAGAAAUAUUCUUCUUUACCAGAACAUCAAAUUGGAAGAUAAAUUGAAGAAAGUCUGCUUGAAUGAUAUAUAAAUGAAAUUGAACAUUAUUUUCUCCAUUUUUAAUUAAUUUCAGUUUUGGAGUCUUUUUUUCAUCAAUCGCUCUUAAAUAUGUUUUGGUUAUGUUAAGAAUUAAAGUGUCUUUACUAUAUGAAACUACUAAAUGAGACACAAAGGCAGAAAAAACAUACAUGUUUUUACAUAAACAUACUAUUAUAUAUACCUCUCUAGUGUACAAGAUCCUGUUUACAAUUCUUCAUGUUGUAAAUAGUAUGUAGUUCUAGUAUUGCUCUAAAGAAUUUGCUCAAUUGUAUCUGAACUGUAUUACACUCAGGGUAGGGGAUAUCAAAGCAUGAAGCACUUUUAAUUGUUUUAUAUAACAAAUUUGAAACAAUCUCAGUUCAGUGUAUUCCUUUGAAUUACUGAAACCACAUUAAUUUGCAGGCCUGACCAUUUGCCUUAAAACAAGGUUUGUAGUAAAAUGUUCCUCAAAUGUUUUUAAAGUCUAAUAAUAAAUAUUUUCUUGACAUUUUGUUUGUUUGCCCUUUUCAAAAAAUACUGCAUAUGUUGAUUGCACAAACACAAAAUAAUGACAUUAUAAAUAGAUUAAAUAUCAGUAUCCUCUGUGAUACUAGAAUAAGCCAAUUGAUCUGAUUUUAAUAAAAAAGAAUUUUAGUGCUGCA